This is a messenger RNA of Drosophila takahashii, 1119 nucleotides long. It is a transcript of the gene Gr39a, whose product is annotated as Gustatory receptor 39a. Gene Ontology annotation, biological process: male courtship behavior; sensory perception of taste; chemosensory behavior. Lineage: Eukaryota; Metazoa; Arthropoda; Insecta; Diptera; Drosophilidae. The record is from RefSeq and is a predicted model, not a curated record. Gene Ontology annotation, cellular component: dendrite; neuronal cell body; axon.
AUGGGCAGAAUGAAUCUGAAGCUUCUGUCCUUUCUGCAUCAUCAACGCUACUUGGGCCUGUCGGACUUGGACUUCUCCGAAUCGCAACAAAAUUACGGUCUUCAUGCUACCUGGAUUUCCAUAUCAACUCAAGUUUUAGUCACUGGCGUUUUUGUGUCAUCUUUGGUGGCAGCACUGGCCCAAUCCCUGUCCUACAUGGACACCAAAUCCCAGACAGGCGACACUUAUGACAACGCAGUGAUAGUGACCUGCUCGGUUAGUCAGCUGAUAGCCAAUUUAUGGUUUCGCUCGCAGCAAGGAUCGCAGGAGAGCCUGUUGAAGCGUAUUUCACAGUUGCAAAGGCGAUUGCAAUGCGAAACACUGGAAUUGACCAAACCCCGUUGGUUGUACCGCAUCUGGCUAGGGGUGUGCCUCCUGUACAUGACCAUGGUGGCCCAUUUCAGCAUCCAUUGGUUGACAAACAUGCAGCUGAGCCAGAUCGUAACCCUGCUGGGAUUUGUGGCACGUUGCAUUUUGGCCAACUUUCUGUUCACCUGCUAUGCCGGCAUGGUGUUAAGUCUGCAAAGGCUACUUCGUGCCCAGGUGGAGCAGCUGGAGCACCUGGUGUCCACCAACUCCAUCUCAAUGGCGGAUCUGGCCAGCUGUUUGAGGGCCCACGACGAGAUCCUGCUGCUUGGUCAAAGGGAACUCAUUGCCGUUUACGGGGGAGUCCUUCUCUUCCUCUUCAUGUACCAGGUCAUGCAGUGCGUAUUAAUAGUAUACGUCAGCAACUCCGAGGGGUUCCAGUCGGCCCGCGACCUAGUCCUCAUCCUCAUUUGGCUGACACCGAUGCUUUUCUAUCUCAUCCUACCUUUAAUCGUUAAUGACGUUCUCAAUCAGGCGAACAAAACGGCAAAAAUAUUGGCCAAAGUGCCUAGAACCGGAACUGGUUUGGAUAGAAUGAUUGAAAAGUUCUUACUGAAGAACCUGCGACAGCAACCAAUUCUAACAGCCUAUGGAUUUUUCGCCCUGGAUAAAAGCACCUUGUUUAAGCUAUUUACAGCCAUCUUUACCUACAUGGUUAUUUUGGUCCAGUUCAAGGAAAUGGAGAAUUCUACAAAGACUAUUAACAAGUUUUGA